UAUACAAUUUUUCGCCACACUAUCGGUAUUUUCUUUCUGCACAUUUUGAUAGGGAAAAUAGGAGAGAAAAAGGUGGAAAAAAAUUUACAAUUCGGGAGGCGCCGGCACCUGUCCACUUCGUCGGCGGCGACCACCCCGGGACACACCGUCGGGAAGUGGGGAGGAGGAGAGAGCUCACCGAGGAGGAAGAAGACCGAAGCUGCUCGCAGGUCGCCGGAACCCUAAAUUACCCCCGGCCGAGGCGGGGGCGCGGAGAGGGCGGGUGUCCUCCAGAUGCGGCCCUCUGGGAUUUGAAUGGGGGGCAGAUCUCCGGGGCGAAGGAGGCUUCUAGAAGCGGGCUGAGCUGAGACCUAGGGUUAGGUCUGGUGGGGUUGGGGCUUCGUACUUGGUAACUGGGAUGGGUCGGAGCUCUGGAGGAGGAGGGGGAGGAGGAGGAGGGGAGGGGUGUGGGGAGGCGGAAACCGGCGGCAUCACGGAUUGCUCGCCGGGGAUAAUCGUGUGGGUGCGGCGACGGAAUGGGUCAUGGUGGCCAGGGAGGAUACUCGGACCGGACGAGCUUCCGGCGUCGCAGGUAAUGUCGCCGAAGACUGGAACUCCGGUCAAGCUACUCGGCCGUGAGGAUGCAAGCGUUGAUUGGUAUAACCUUGAGAAAUCAAAGCGUGUCAAGGCAUUCAGGUGCGGGGAGUUUGAUGCUUGUAUUGAGAAGGCGUUGUGUUCUCGAGGAACUCCUGUGAAGAGAAGAGAAAAAUAUGCCCGCAGAGAAGAUGCUAUUCUUCACGCUCUUGAAUUGGAGAGAAAGCAGCUCGCGCCAAAAUACCAGAAUCAAGAUUUCAGAAGUGGUGACAUCUCUAGUGUUCCCUUUGCUGAAAUGAGGAGAGAUUUCAAUAACUGUUCUUCAGAAUAUUACUCAAAGAACGAUACACAAAAACCUCAGUUUCCUUUAGGAAACUCAGCAAGUCAACAGUGCAAAGAUCUGAGCAGUACUCGUUACAAAAGUAAAAAGAGUAAAAAAAGAAAAGGAGAUAGCUCAAAUCUCCCUGGAAAGACAAAAGGAAUUGAACGGAAUUUUCCACAUACUGGUCCAAAAGGAGAAUUUCCAGAAUCUCUUGUUUUGGAGGCUGCAGAAAAUACUCUCAGUAAUCAGAACAAUGGAUUUUCUCAUUUCGAACAUAUGCAAGCAGGAUCAAAUGUAGAAAGUGGUGGAAAAAAUACAUCUGUCAAAAAGAAAAUAUCAGAGGAAAGUGUUUUUGAAGAAUCUCUUGUCAAAAAGCAUGACAGAUGUCGGCCACUUGCCCAAGUUGUACAGAGUAGUGUGAAAUUGCCUCAUCCGUUUGAGCGUGAUGAUGAUUCUGGCACUGUCUUAAUGGAAGAAGGGAAUGACCCUCGGACUGCUAUAUAUAAGGUGAAACAGAACUGGUCGACAUAUAUGUCUAAUGAUUCGGGAGAAACUAAUUACCAUGGAGAUAUACCUCCGAUACAAAUGACUUCAAGAGGAGCACAUUUUGAGACUGAAGGUUACCUAAAACUGCCUGAUUCAUUUUCUGCAGAGCAAACAAUUUCGGAUUUUGUUGAGAAACAAGGAUCUGAUUCUUGUGAAAGGGAAUGUUCAGAAACUGAGACAGAAGAUGAUGCUGAACUUUUGCAAACGUAUGCGAAGAGGCAGUCCCCAGAGUCAAAUGCAUGCGAUCCUUAUUCCAUUCAUGCUUCUAAAAAGUCAAAGCAUGUGGAUGGUGAUGCCGGUGAUAAUAUACUGACCUUUUCUACUGGUAUUCCUCAACAACAUGUCUUAAAGGAUGAUGGCUCAUCCGAGCUAGGUGUAUCCCAGUGGAAUAUGAAAGGUAAACGCAACCAACGUAAUGCAUUGAAGAGGCCUAUGGGUAAGACAGAUGAAAAUUUAUUGUUGGACAGAUCUAAUAGUUCACUGAAAGGGUCACUGUAUAGGGUCAAUGGAAGUAAUCCGAAUAUGGAGAGUACUGGCGCAUCCAGCCAUCAGUAUUUUAGUCAAAGUUUUUAUCAGACCCAAGAAGAGUUGGAUUAUGAUUACGAUGACACAGAUUUAACUAAUAAAGUUAGGGGCCAUGCAGAAGUUGGAUAUUAUGGUGAAGACUACCCCUCAUCCUUGACACCUACAAGGGAUCUUGAACAGAAUUACACUUCUUUCAACAACUCUGAAACUUAUUGCAUGACUUCUCCGCGUAAUAAUAAUGGAGAUCAGGUAUCUUGUUUUGGCAGGAAAACUUUCUUGGAAGGAGCUUCAUUAUAUCGACAAAAUUAUGCCUCCCAACUUGGUUAUGUGGGACCAAUUUUAUUUAAUGUUGACCUGAAUGUACAGGCUGGCUACCAGGGGGAGCGUGUUCCAUUGGUUUCUUUGAUGAGCAGACUGAAUGGCAAAGCUAUUGUUGGGCAUCCUAUCCAGAUUGAAAUACUAGAAGAUGGUUCAACUGACCACCUUGUUUUGGCCAAUGAUGAUUUUCUGGAACAUAGCACAUCAGCAUCACCUGCUUGGCGUACAGGCAGAAGGACUGCAAUGCCAAGGGUUCCACGUUCUAAUUCGACACGAGUGACCUUGAAUGGUGGUGAUGAUGAGGGCCUGUGGGAUAUGAAACGGCCGUUUAGUAGGUCUUCCACCCCUUUCAGUCAGCAGAAUAGGUCUUUAAAACAAAGGAACACCAGUUUUCGGAGCCCAUUGUCACAUAGAUCUCAAAAGAAGCCGUCCAAUUCCAAAAAAGGAAGCUCAUCAAGCCAGAAAGUCAGAGCCCUUUCUUCCAUUUCAAUUGGAAAAAGGCGUCAGAGAGAAGGUGGCCAAGCAAAGCUGCACAACAUUUUGGGUGAUUUGAUUAAACCAGAGGGAUCAAUUCCACUUGUCACGUGUGUUCCUGCAAAGGUCGUCUUCAGUAGGAUAAUGGAAGCAGUUGGGAGGCCAUCUCUUUCUGUCGCUCACCGUGUCAGAAUGGCUAGUCCUGCCAUACGGGAUCCGCUUUAGUGUUAGCCUGCUAUGGUUGGUAUAGUUUGAUCUGGCUCAGACUUUAACUUUUAUAUGUACAUUCUCUGGCAGUGCAGUGGCAUACUAUUGAUACAUCAAACAUGCUGAUCUCUGACUGCAGUGGCUGAUGUAAAGAUUGAGGACUAUUAAUUGUAUUUCAUUCCAGAUGCCAAAUCUUGGUUAGGCAUCUGAUGGAUACUUCCUCCGGAGAAUAGUCAAUCGCCUCCCUGAAGCUUAUUCACAGAGCAACAAGAAUGGUGAUCACUACUUGGAUUGGCUGUCUCCUGUACUGUAAAGUACUAACUCAAGCAUUUUAUCCAAUGUCUGUUUAGUUGGAUUUUUACAUACAUAGCCAACAAUCAAUAGUGUCAUGUAUAUUGCUUCACCCAUAGUUAGAUGUACUAGUUAUUUACUGUUUAGGAAACAUGCUUCACCUGUACGUUCAGAAUCUGAGAAGCACAUACGUAGGUAGUUGAUGUAAUAUAUCAGAACAGGUACACCAAGUGAUGUAAACAAUUUGCCUUCGCUGAUAACCGUCUUAUCAAGUAUAUGUCAAUAACCAGAUUUGGUGGUUCUGAAAACUUUUACAA
Molecule: messenger RNA, 3573 nt
Organism: Oryza brachyantha (malo sina)
Lineage: Eukaryota; Viridiplantae; Streptophyta; Magnoliopsida; Poales; Poaceae
Exons: 3
Coding region: 398-2983 (861 amino acids)
Source: RefSeq, a predicted model, not a curated record